Messenger RNA from Antechinus flavipes (yellow-footed antechinus), 3467 nucleotides. It is a transcript of the gene SDC2, whose product is annotated as syndecan 2. Gene Ontology annotation, cellular component: membrane; cell surface. Gene Ontology annotation, biological process: dendrite morphogenesis; cell migration. The coding region runs from base 607 to 1212 and encodes 201 amino acids. The record is from RefSeq and is a predicted model, not a curated record. The transcript is spliced from 5 exons. NCBI's taxonomy places the organism in Eukaryota, Metazoa, Chordata, Mammalia, Dasyuromorphia, Dasyuridae.
AGGAGGAGAAAGAGGUGGAGGAGGAGGAGGAGCACAGCUGUAGCAGCAACAAGCAGGGACCAGGACGCACUUCUCUCCAUAUACUCCGGGAGCUUCAGCUGAAUAGGUUCCUCGCCUGCUUAACUCGACCACCCUCCAAAACUUUGGCUCGAACGAUAUUAUUAUUAUUAUAACUAUUAAUUUAUUGAUUAAAAGAAGGAGAAAGCUAAACCAAAGGCGAGGGGGAGUACUUGGAGAAGCUGAAAACUAUCAUCACUGAUAAAGAAAAAAUAAAAAGCUCAGAACCACUUGCGAUCUGUUCUGGGAGUCCAGAAACCAACAAGUGAGAGAAGCAGCCACAGCAAAGACAGCAGCAGCAAGCAGCAGCAGCAGUUGGAGAAGGAAAAGAAGAAGGAGAAAGAGCAGAAAGAGGAGGAAACUGAACCUUCAGGAGCUCCCACUGCCACUGCUGCUACUGCCGCUGCUAUCCCUUCGGCUUUGGGACAGGCAGUAGUCGGAAACAGAAGGGGGGUUGGUGGUUGUCAUUUCUUCCCCACCGGGUUGAGAACGGCGGAAGCGCCUCGGGUUGUUCGUGCUUGACUGGGAGCAGCUGGUCCCCUGGGAAUUAUGCGGCGCUUAUGGAUACUGCUUACCUUUGGCUUGGUGGCCUGUGUGUCCGGAGAGUCGAGAGCAGAGCUGACUUCUGAUAAAGACAUGUACCUUGACAACAGCUCUAUUGAAGAAGCAUCUGGAGUUUAUCCAAUUGAUGAUGAUGAUUAUGCAUCUGCAUCAGGCUCGGGAGCUGAGGAGGAAGUAGAAAGUCCACAGAUGCCAACAUCCCGAACAAUUCCAAAGAUAUCAUUUACUAGUGAUAUUCCAAAAGUUGAAACAACAACACUGAAAAUUCAGACUAAGAUUCCUGCUCAGACAAAGUCUCCUGAAGAAAUCGACAAGGAGGAAGUUGGCAUCUCAGACUCUGGCACAAAGAUUGAGGCAACUGAUGAGGGUACGAAUGUAUAUACAGAGAAACAUUCAGACAAUCUGUUCAAGAGGACAGAAGUACUUGCGGCUGUCAUUGCUGGUGGAGUUAUUGGCUUUCUCUUUGCAAUUUUCCUUAUCUUGCUCUUGGUAUAUCGUAUGAGAAAGAAGGAUGAAGGCAGCUAUGACCUUGGAGAACGGAAACCAUCCAGUGCUGCUUAUCAAAAGGCACCUACUAAGGAGUUUUAUGCGUGAAACUCCCAUUUAGUGUCUCUAUUUAUGAGAACACUGAACUUUUUAAAAUAAAAGCUUUUGCAUAGAAUAAUGAAGAUCUUUGUUUUUUUGGUUUUUUGUUUUGUUUUUUUUUUUCAUUAAAGAGCCAUUCUGGCACCUUUAUGAUAAAGUCCCAUUGUAUUUAAAACUUUUCAUGUAUUCCUUUAGAACAAGGUAAAAUUAAAACUUAACAUCUGCAGUGUUCUGUGAAUAGCAGUGGCAAAAUAUUAUUUUAUAAAAAGAAAAACCUCGAUGUUCACGGAAUCAUUUUAAACCUUUAUGCGUAAAUAUGAAAACAAUGAUAUGAUUGUUUUAUCCUAUGGUUCGAUGAUGAAAGUUGUUUAAUUUUUGUCAGCAUGUCUCAGAUCAGUCUUACAAGUUAGUCUUAUUUCAUUAAUUUAUCUGUUUCUCUCCCCUACUCCUUUUCCUUCACCCACCCCCCUCCUCCUGCCAUCACCAUCACCCUCUCCUGUCCCCACCUUUUGUAGCUGUCAUGGUGCAAUUUGUCUUUGGAUAAUUCAGAUAAAGGUAAUUUAGUGUAAAUGUGAUUUUCAGAGAUGUCAACUUCACCUCCACUUUGUAUAAAUUUCUGAGUGUUGGAAUAUCCAUUUUACACUUGCUUUGUUUCUCAGUGUACCUAUAGCUGCAGACAGAUUUGCAACAGCAGAUUAAUGUGUAAAAUUGGGUUGUUAUCACAAAACUGUAUAGUCAUAUCUUUACUAAUCAGAUCUUCCAUCAGGAAGAACUGGUGUAAGUUACUGACAAACUUAAGCAGACCCAAAGACUCUUAACAGUAUUUCAAGAAGUUGCUGCAGAUUCCUAUGGUCACUGUAUUUGUUAAUUUCUUGCAAUUUGAAGGUACGAGUAGGGGUUUAAAGGAAAAAAAAUUAGUUUUUGUUCUUUAAAAACAUGCAUUUAAGUUGUAAACGUCUUUUUAAGCCUUUGAAGUGCCUAUGAUUCUAUGUAACUUGUUGCAGACUGGUGUUAAUGAGUAUAUAUAACAGUUAAAAAAAAAGAAGUUGGUAUUUUAUAAGCACAGACAAUUCUAAUGGUAACUUUUGUAGUCUUAUGGAUAGACAUAAAUUGUAAUUUGGGAACAUAAACACUACUGAAUAAAUCAUGUGGCCUAAUAUGGAAAAUGUCAUUGUUAUAGAUUUUAUACAUUUUCGACCAAAUGUACACUUCCCAUCAGCUUAUGAUUCUGUUUAUUAUCAAGGAUGGCAUGGGUUUGAUUUCAGGGGGUGCUAUUUGUAAUUCAAGACCAAAGAAGACAUGGAUGAGGCUGUUUUGUAGCAAGACGCCCUUUUGAAUUAGUCAGAGGAAACCUGAAUAUAUCAGCUUGUGUAUAUAUGUUGAUGUAGAAAUUUGGAAGGUUGCCAGUGAAUUAUGAGGCUUGCAGCCUCUAUGGAAUAGCUGUUGGCAAUAUGAGAUAAAACACAUGAUUUUUGCAAAUAACUCUUUCAGAACUAUAGGUUCCAAAGGUAUGAAAGGGAUUUUCCUGAAUUAAGUAUCUGAGGCUUAGUCAUUGAUUUGAUUUACUUCUAAAAAUUGUACUUCAACUCUCUUCUGAAAUUAAAAGAAGUAUAAUAGAUGGAAUAGUUUAAUGUUUUCCAAAGAAGGUGGAAUUGUCUCUUUCUGUGUGACAGAGAGGCCUGACUGUUAAGGAUUCAUAUGGGUGGGAAAAAAAUGUAUAUAUUCUGGAAAGAAAAUGGUGUGUGUCUCUUCUGUGUUUAUCCUUUGGACAUCACCUGCUUCAGUUUUACCAAAGCUUUUUCUCUUUUUAAAUUUUGACCCACCAAUUUAGGAACAAAUAUUAGUGGUCAACCUUUUCCAAUGUGCAACUUAUUAAUAAAGGAUGAUCCAUUUUCCUGGGGGCUUCUUCAAAUUCUUACAGAGCAUCAAAGGGUCCCUCAAAAAGCAGAUACUAGAGUAUCAUCUUAAACUCCAAUGGCCUUAAUACUCAUGAUUAUGUUCCAUGAGUGUAGAAACAAUCUCAUUUAAAAAAGGAAAAGGAAAUAACAUGUUUUGAAGCUAUUCAAUGUCCAUCCAUUACUAAAAAGUUAAGAAUGUAGUGGAAAUACCUCUCAUUGUACAGAGGGCAGUGAAAUUCAAAUCCUAGAACUGUUUGGAAUCACUGUGCCAGGAAAGGGAAAUUUCUGGCAAAUAUUUUGUCACUGCUGUAAAGCGAAGUAUUUGUUAAAGUGCCAAAAUAAAGUCUGUCAUGCCUAAAGUAAAAA